UUUCUCUUCCAGCUUGACAACAACCUCCUGACUUAUGAGAAUCAAGUGUUGUUCACAUCUUGCCGGUUGAGUUGCCUGUCACUAUCUGGUCAAUGACACCAAGGUAGUACUGCUCUUGUACCAGAAUAAUCCUGCACCUGUAGUCCAGCCUGGCUUGGGAGACCUUGCAGUCAUCAUGCGGCUUGCAUUGGAUUCAACCUACAAUGACUUGUAUAGAGCUCAGGAUUACCCUGUUGUGAAGUACUUGCGAAGACCCUUGUAUUUUGAGGUAGAGCUCCUGUACAGCAGGGAUCCACAGGCUGAAUUGUUUUUGGAGAACUGCUGGGCAACCUAUUCUGCUGACAGGAAUAGCUCUCCAAAGUGGGAUGUUGUUGUGGACAACUGUGAGAACUCUGCAGAUGAGUACUUGACCAUCUUUCACCCAGUCUCCAGCAAUGCAAGAGUGGUGUUCCCUUCCCAUCUGAAGAGGUUUGAAAUGAAAAUGUUUUCCUUCACAAGCGGCCUGGAUGCACUGAAAGGACAGCCCAAGUCAAUGUGUGGUCUCUUCUGGGAGCUGCAAUGGGAGUGUGUUCAGUGGCUGUCUUUGUAGCUGGAGUUGUAUCUUUUUGGAAAAUGCUGACACAUGUGAUUUCAUAAAUCUUGCUUGUGAAGGCGGUUUUGGAUUUUAUUAUUUAUUUAUUUUUUGGUGGGUGUGAAGUUACUUUGUGUCAGAAUGGCCAUGUCAAUGGGAUUCUCUCUUUUCCCUACAUUGAAUGCUUUGCUUGUUUCGUGAUCAGGCCAUUCUCAAUAUGGUGUGUUAUUCAAGGACCCUUUCACUAAUUCACAGUGUGAACCCAGGGGCAGAGACUUUCUUCCUCCAUUGAGCUGUAACCCUAUUUUUUAUAUUGAACAAUAACAGGGCAAUUACUAUACCUUCAGUUAUUUUAUCAUGUUGAUAAAAUGAAAGA
Messenger RNA from Acipenser ruthenus (sterlet), 947 nucleotides. RefSeq names its product zona pellucida sperm-binding protein 2-like. NCBI's taxonomy places the organism in Eukaryota, Metazoa, Chordata, Actinopteri, Acipenseriformes, Acipenseridae. The record is from RefSeq and is a predicted model, not a curated record. The transcript is spliced from 5 exons. The coding region runs from base 176 to 589 and encodes 137 amino acids.